GCCAGGAGGACAGCGGGACGGACGAGUCCUGCGAUAACUUCACAGACCUCAACCUGUCUCACUGCUUCAUGGGAACCAGCCUGUACGUCCGGCUGCUGCUCUACACCCGCUCCAACCUCGACUGCGGCCGUGAGCUCAACCACCACAACCUGUCCUCCCAGCCUCUCUUCAACCUCUCCCACCCCACCGCCUUCGUCAUCCACGGCUACCGGCCCACCGGAGCGCCCCCCAUCUGGAUAAACCACUUGGUUCACCUGCUGGCCGAGCAGGAGGACAUGAAUAUUAUCGUGGUGGACUGGAACAGAGGGGCGGCCAACCUCAACUACUUCACCGCUGUGGCCUACACGAGCGAGGCAGCUCACAACCUCACCGGCUUCAUCAUGACUAUGCAGGAGGAAGGAGCGUCUCUGAGCUCGGUUCACCUCAUCGGUGUCAGUCUAGGAGCUCACCUGGCUGGAUAUGUAGGAGCAAAUCUGAAGGGGAAGAUUGGACGCAUCACUGGUCUGGACCCAGCGGGGCCGAUGUUCACCAGCACCACACCAGAGGAUAGGCUGGACCCCUCAGACGCCAUGUUUGUGGACGUACUUCACACUGACAUGGACUCGUUUGGACUGAGAGGAGCCCAUGGUCAUAUUGACUUCUACGCAAACGGUGGAGCAGACCAACCAGGGUGUCCCAAAACCAUCUUUGCAGGUAAAUCUUAUUUUGUGUGUGACCACCAGCGCUCGGUGUUUCUGUUCUUGUGCUCUCUGAACCGAACCUGCAGCCUCACAGGUUACCCCUGCUCGUCUUACAGCGACUUCCUGGAUGGGCGGUGUAUGCAGUGUGAGGCCUUUAAACCUGCACCCUGUCCUGUGCUUG
Micropterus dolomieu (smallmouth bass) is the source of this 861-nucleotide messenger RNA. Its product is annotated as lipase member H-like. NCBI's taxonomy places the organism in Eukaryota, Metazoa, Chordata, Actinopteri, Centrarchiformes, Centrarchidae. The annotation marks the transcript as partial. Gene Ontology annotation, biological process: lipid metabolic process. The transcript is spliced from 5 exons. Gene Ontology annotation, molecular function: lipase activity. The record is from RefSeq and is a predicted model, not a curated record.